GCGAGAGAGCAGCAGCCAACCGGCAUCCCGGACCGAGAGCACGAUACGAAUAGCUCCGCUCCCCCGUCCCCGAGCGGACAGGCACGCCCCUGACACGUCCACGUCCAGGUCCAGCCGAGAGCCGUCCCCAUCCCAACCCACCCGUCGUCCGUCCACACCGCGUUGCCCCGCAACCGGACGCAACGAGCCAGCAGAAAACACCCCACCCCACACCACCCCCGCACGGCCGCGGUACAGAAGCGGGCCGACGACGCGCCCUCCUCCAGUCCUCCCUCCCGCACGGCCACGGCCACCCAACCCAGCUGCGCGCGACGCAAGUACCGAGCCGCGGGCCGUGCCCCACCUUUCUGCGCUGUCGCGCGCUCUCUUCCCCCCCUCCCCCACUGCUCCCCCUUCCUCCCGACGUUCACACUCUCAGCCCCACGUCGCGUCUUACAAGAGGCGUCGCAGCCUUCGAUUCCCCGAGAGGCGGCACGGCACGGCACGCUCUUGUAGGUAACGGCGGCGCGAGAAGCUAGCUGCUCGUCUUGCGGUUGCGGAGCUGCCGUCAUAGCAGCCUGUGCCGGGGUGCGGGGGACAUGAGCUGCCUGGGCUGGUUCAAGCGGCGGAGGUCCAGGAGCGGGGGGUCGUCGACGUCGACGUCGGGGAAGCGAGGGGCGUCGGCGUCGGCGCCGGUGUCGGUGUCUGGCCCCGCGACCACGAUGACCACCACGACGAUGGCGUCGGCGGUGAGCACGAGCCGGUCCGACGACUCCGGCGCGGUGCGGCCGGUGAGCAAGUCGGCGGGCUCGUCGUCGCAGGCGUCGCAGCGGAGCAUCUCGUCGCUGUACGAGGAGCGGGGCCACGGCCAGCUCCGGGUGUUCGACUACGAGGAGCUCCAGGGCGCCACCGCCGAGUUCAGCCGCGCGCAGAAGCUCGGCGAGGGCGGCUUCGGCAGCGUCUACAAGGGCUUCAUCCGCGCCGCCGACGGCAAGGGCGACCGCGUCCCCGUCGCCGUCAAGAAGCUCAACCAGCGCAGCAUGCAGGGACAUAAGCAAUGGUUGGCAGAAGUACAGUUCCUUGGUGUUCUGGAGCACCCAAAUCUUGUAAAGCUACUUGGAUAUUGUGCUGUUGAUAGCGAAAGAGGGCCACAAAGAUUAUUGGUCUACGAGUUUAUGCCCAAUAAGAGCUUGGAAGACCACUUGUUCAGGCGAGCUAAUCCUCCUCUAUCGUGGAACAAAAGGCUUCAGGUUAUCUUGGGAGCUGCUGAAGGAUUGGCUUACCUGCAUGAAGGGGUAGAAGUUCAGGUGAUCUACCGGGACUUCAAAACGUCCAACAUUUUACUGGACAAGGACUUCAGAGCAAAGCUAUCGGACUUCGGCCUAGCCAGGGAGGGUCCAACUGGAGAAAACACUCACGUCUCGACUGCGGUCGUCGGGACGCACGGGUACGCCGCGCCGGAGUACAUGGAAUCGGGGCACCUGACGGCGAAGAGCGACGUGUGGAGCUUCGGCGUGGUGCUGUACGAGAUCCUGACGGGGCGGCGGUCGCUGGACCGGAACAAGCCGGCGGCGGAGCAGAAGCUGCUGGAGUGGGUGGUCCAGUUCCCGCCGGACAGCCGCAACUUCCGGAUGAUCAUGGACCCCAGGCUCCGCGGGGAGUACUCGGUGAAGGCCGCCCGGGAGAUCGCCAAGCUGGCCGACAGCUGCCUGCUCAAGAACGCCAAGGAGCGGCCCACCAUGAGCGAGGUGGUCGAGGUCCUCAGGCGGGCCGUGCAGGCGCACGCCGAGCCUGACAGCCGGACUCCCGGCGGCCCCGGCGCCAAGGGGAAGAAAUCAUCCGACGCUGCCACACCGUCCAGGCGGUGAUUGGUACGUGUCGUCACCGGUGAAGGCGCUGUUGCCUUGCUCCGUAUUUCUGAAAUUGGUUAGUCUUAUUCGUGAGUUGUGACAGCACAAAAGGAGUGUUACUCUUGAGGCUACGUAUAAUUUUUUUUGGACACAUUACUUUAGACGACUUGUACAUAGAGAGGAGUUGGCGGAUUGAACUUGGUUCAUAGCUUUCGAAAGUGAGCAUUUUGAAAAAUUAUAGGAUUUCAGAAGUGGGCAUGUGUGAAAAGAAAUUUGCGCUGGGUCUACGAAAAGAUCUGUUUUAGCAUAAUCGAGUGAAAUCAGACAUGAGCGCACAAAGUUUCAGAAAGCAACUGACAAUAAUUUCGUCAAGCAUGUAUUAACAGAAAACAUAAUUUAUAGAAAUAGCCCGCAAUUUUGACUA
Messenger RNA from Sorghum bicolor (sorghum), 2253 nucleotides. RefSeq names its product probable serine/threonine-protein kinase PBL19. The record is from RefSeq and is a predicted model, not a curated record. Lineage: Eukaryota; Viridiplantae; Streptophyta; Magnoliopsida; Poales; Poaceae. The transcript has 4 exons. Gene Ontology annotation, molecular function: ATP binding; protein kinase activity. Bases 579 to 1847 code for a protein of 422 amino acids. Gene Ontology annotation, biological process: protein phosphorylation.